CACAACGUCCCCUCCUUUCCCCAGAUUUAGCACUAAUCUGAUCCUUAAUUUAAUUAAUCCCAAAAGGAGUUGGACUAAUAAUAGUUGGAUCCAAUCCCUCGCCUCAUUAAUUACGCUUUCCUCCCAUCCAUUGCCUCUACGUGAUGAUGCAAUUGAAAUACAAAAACAAAAUCUUGAAUUUCUUGAUCCUCCCUUGUUAUCCGGAGGAGUUAUAAACGCCACCAAACAACCCUUCUCUCCAAGAAACCAUAAGAUUCUCCGACGCCAUUUUCGCUAUCCUCGAGCUUCUUGAAGCAGGGACCAUCCAACCCUUACCAAGCUGAGAUCUAGAGGGAAAUCGAAUCUGGGUCUUCGUUGAAAUCCCCCACAUUCUCCUGGGAAAAUCAUUGAAUGUCCCCCAGAUGAAGCAAAUGCCGCAUCUCGACGAUAUUCCUUCGACUCCCGGCAAGUUUAAGAUGGAUAAAUCGCCCUACUUCCACCGUGCGCGGUGGCAGUUGUCCGUCGCAAAGCUCGCGUUCUGGUCACUUGUGUUUAUGGGCUUGAUCUUCAUCUUCUUCUACCGAUCUCCGUCAUCGAAUCCCAUCUCUGUCUCCGUCGGCCCCCACGUCUCUGCCGCUCUGAAACGCCGCGGCGACGGCGUUCUAGGGCUGGACAACUUCAACGACUACUACGAUCCAUCGCUGAAGAGAGCUCGGCAAGCACUUCUCGAGCGAAGCGGAGUGUUCAUCGUCGAAGGGGACAUCAACGAUUCAGCUCUUUUGAAGAAGCUCUUCGAGGUCGUUCCGUUCACCCACGUGAUGCAUUUGGCCGCGCAAGCUGGAGUGAGGUACGCAAUGGAAAACCCGAGCUCGUACGUUCACAGUAACAUUGCGGGUUUCGUGAAUCUGCUCGAAGUGUGUAAAUCCGCUAAUCCUCAGCCAGCGAUUGUGUGGGCGUCGUCUAGUUCAGUCUACGGCUUGAACACCAAAGUGCCCUUCUCGGAAAAGGACAGAACGGAUCAACCGGCUAGUUUGUAUGCUGCAACUAAGAAAGCUGGCGAAGAGAUUGCUCACACAUACAGCCACAUAUACGGUCUCUCUCUGACGGGAUUGAGGUUUUUCACGGUGUACGGGCCUUGGGGAAGGCCAGACAUGGCAUAUUUCUUCUUCACGAGGGAUAUUCUGAAAGGGAAAGCGAUAUCGAUAUUUGAGGGGGCAAACCAUGGAACGGUAGCGAGGGAUUUUACGUACAUUGACGACAUAGUGAAGGGGUGUUUGGGGGCUUUAGACACGGCAGAGAAGAGCACGGGAAGCGGUGGAAAGAAGAGAGGGGCGGCUCAGUUGAGGGUAUUCAAUUUGGGGAACACAUCACCAGUGCCGGUGAGUGAGCUGGUGAGCAUACUGGAGAGGCAUUUGAAAGUGAAGGCGAAGAGGAACGUAAUGAAGCUGCCGAGGAAUGGGGAUGUGCAGUUCACGCACGCCAAUAUCAGCAUGGCUCAGCGAGAGCUCGGGUAUAAGCCCACGACGGAUCUUCAGACGGGGCUGAAAAAGUUUGUGAGAUGGUACAUGGGUUACUACAAUGGCGGAAAGAAAGCUUCUGCGUAGGUACGAUUGUUUCCUUAAACACUUUGUGUUUGCCCUUUGUCCCGUAUACGUUAGUUACUCCAAUUGCUCUCCGCCAAUUGAAUUGUAUUAGAACGAAACAAUGCGUCAUUUGUUCUCUCCGUUUCAAUUUAAGAUUAUGAUGAUUAUUGUUUUCUUUCAA
This is a messenger RNA of Tarenaya hassleriana, 1743 nucleotides long. Its product is annotated as UDP-glucuronate 4-epimerase 3-like. The transcript has 2 exons. Lineage: Eukaryota; Viridiplantae; Streptophyta; Magnoliopsida; Brassicales; Cleomaceae. The record is from RefSeq and is a predicted model, not a curated record. Bases 402 to 1583 code for a protein of 393 amino acids.